GAGAGAGUACGAUCACUGAGGAAGAUCAACGCCCAUCACUUUAUUACUAUCCGUUACCGGUCACCGAAAACACCAGUUCCUUAAACUCUUCACUUUCCUCCCGUUUAAACCGCCAUGUCUCUAAGCGGACACCUUAACCCAACAGCUCCGGUGUUCUUACCGGCUAACCUAAACCCAAUUCCUUACUUUAUUCCGACAAGAAUCUACCUCCCUCUCCCUCUACCUCCUCCUCCUCCGCCGCCUCACCUUCGUUUCUUCCCUGGUUUCUCCGGAGCUCUCCCUCCUCCUCCGUCGUUGUCUAUACCGACUAGAACCCUAGUGCUCUCACCAGUACCAGGUGACGUCAGCGAGUCAUCGAUUCGUCGGGACAUGGAGGUGUUCGGCGAGGUUCGCGGAGUCCAAAUGGAGAGAGCACACGAAGGUAUCGUGACCGUUCACUUCUACGAUCUUAGACACUCGCAGAGAGCGCUGAGGGAGAUACGCGAGCGUCACAUGCAUCAACAACAGCAGGUUCGUUUCGGAGCCGCGGCGCGUGGGCUCGUCUCCGGAAGAACGGUGUGGGCCCAUUUCGCGUUUCCAAAUUUCAGGGCCGUCCCCGAAGGGAACAAUCAAGGCUCGCUUGUGGUUUUCAACUUAGAACCAACAAUCUCUUCGGCAGCUCUCCGUCAGAUUUUUGAGGCUUAUGGGAAAGUGAAGGAGCUGAGAGAGACGCCGUUCAAGAGAGAACAGAGAUUCGUUGAGUUUUACGACGUCAGAGACGCCGCGUUAGCUCGCCGUGAGAUGGACGGAAAAUUAAUCGACGGUAAACCGAUCGUUGUCCAGUUUAGCCGUCCCGGUGGGUUUAACAAAAAACUCAUUCUCGCCUCACGUUUCGAUAAGAGCUUCCUUUCCAACCAUCACCAUCACCAUCCUCCGCCGCCACCGCCACCGCCACCACCGCCGCGGUUUCGUCAGUUGAGAAGACAAGAGCCGGUUAAGGGAAAACCGGUCAAACCCAACCUCUCUUUGGGUGAUAAUGAACGGUGCGAGCAAAACAAGAAGCGGUCUAAGAUGCAUACGAGUACGACGAAGAAGGAUCGUAUCAUCGAUGGUCGGUUCAUCAUAAACGAAGAAGCCAUUGCCGAGUCUAGAGACGGUCGUACCACGGUGAUGAUCAAAAACAUCCCGAACAAGUACACCCAGAAGCUGCUUCUGAGUAUGUUGGACAGACAUUGCAACGACUGUAACGAAAAGAUCAUCAGCGAAGGGGACCAGACGCCCAUGUCAGCUUAUGACUUUGUUUACCUCCCAAUUGACUUCGGCAACAAGUGCAACGUGGGAUAUGGGUUUGUGAACAUGACAACACCUGAAGCUGUGUGGAGACUUUACAAGGCCUUUCACAAUAAUCGCUGGAGACUCUUCCAGUCGAGUAAGAUCUGUGAGGUCACUUAUGCUCGAGUCCAGGGACUUGAGUCGUUGAAGGCACACUUUAAGUACUUGAAGCUGCCAAGAGAAGAAAUGGAGUACAAGCCGGUGAUUUUCUCGCCGCCGCGUGACGGGCGGUUGUUAACGGAGCCCAUCUCCAUUAUUGUUGACCUCGGGACCAAACCAGCGGAAGAUAGCUGUCCCUCUCGUGACGAAACAGUCACAUCUUGUUCGUCUUCGAUUGAAAGAUGUGAUGGUUGGCUUGGGGAGAGAAUCGAGAACGGCGGUGUCGUUUCGGAUGACGAAGGCAAAACAGUAGUGAAAAUUUAAUGAUGGUUUCGGCUUUUAGGCGGCGAUCUAUAAAUAUGUAGCUGUAUCGAUGUCUUUUCAUCUCCCUCUCUCUCUCUCUCCUCUUUUCUUUUGCCUUUCUUUUUUUUUCUGUGGGUUUCUUUGGAUGUUUAAUUAUGUGUAAAC
This is a messenger RNA of Raphanus sativus (radish), 1878 nucleotides long. RefSeq names its product protein terminal ear1. Bases 115 to 1734 code for a protein of 539 amino acids. The record is from RefSeq and is a predicted model, not a curated record. Gene Ontology annotation, molecular function: RNA binding. The transcript has 5 exons. Lineage: Eukaryota; Viridiplantae; Streptophyta; Magnoliopsida; Brassicales; Brassicaceae.